Messenger RNA from Folsomia candida, 1062 nucleotides. Its product is annotated as glutamic acid-rich protein. Lineage: Eukaryota; Metazoa; Arthropoda; Collembola; Entomobryomorpha; Isotomidae. The record is from RefSeq and is a predicted model, not a curated record. The coding region runs from base 40 to 894 and encodes 284 amino acids. The transcript has 3 exons.
AACCUCAGUAUCGUCACCUUCAUCUUCAUAUCAUCCAAAAUGGUGCUGUGCUGUUCCAUCUGCAAUCUACCUUUGAACGAGCCGACGAAUACAGUCAUGUCGGUCACCUCAUGCGGACAUGUUGUCCACCAACACUGCCUAAAAACAGUCAAGGGUAAAAUUCACUGUCAAUCUUGCCAAAAGGGGAUUCAUCGCUACAGCUCUUAUCCAUGUUAUCCAGAGUUUGAAGCUGAAGAAAGUGUUCCAGUAAUGCCAACUCCAGCAGCCACCACGCCAAAUUUGCUUGGGCUCCCAGCACUCCACGCCAAUUUGACCACGGACACCAAGGAAGGCGAUGAGACAUGCCAGCAGCAAGUUGUGACAUGUCAGCACCCAGAGUGCCUUCAGAACGUCGCACUUCACAACACACUUGUUGAUGACUGCAACGCUUUGUCCAAGAAAAUCGAAGACCUGGACAAGGAACUGGAAGCAGAGCUCGAGCUGAAUACAAAGCUGAAACAAAAUUCAAGUGGGAGAAUAAAUGCAAACCCACGCAAACGGAGUGCAGAUGACUCAACAAGUGAAAAUCAAGCACAAGAUUUGGCAGGAGGUGGAUUUCCUGAUCCGGAUCCCGAAGACGUAGAAAUGCGCGACGUUGAAGAAGACAAAGCAGAAACCGAAGAAGAAGAAGAGGAUGAAGAUGAGGCGUCUGAUCAGACUGAGGACGAUGCAGAAAACGACAAUUUCGAUGAUACCGACCAAGACUCGGAAGAUUCGUCCAGUGAUGAAGACGAUUUGGAAAGACAAGGUGGCACUGGUACUGAUAGCCAAGACUCGGGUGAUGAUUCUGAAAAUGAUUCGGAAAUUGGUGACAGCGAAGAUUCAGGUUCCGAUGAAGAUGACGAUACAGAGUGAGGGGAUGAAUUAUGACCAUUGAUCUUACAAAAAAAUUAACCUUCUUAUAUUUAUUCGGAACACCGUACAAAAUGAAACUAAUUUAGAUUUAGAAGUAUAUUAAAAAUCAGAAUUGGAAAACCAAUGUAAAAGAUAUACAUAUAUUUCUUUCCAUACGUACUUAUUUAU